Messenger RNA from Corylus avellana, 2823 nucleotides. Lineage: Eukaryota; Viridiplantae; Streptophyta; Magnoliopsida; Fagales; Betulaceae. The record is from RefSeq and is a predicted model, not a curated record.
AUGCGUGCUCUGUACUCCUCCAGGUUCUCACCGGAUUUGUCUCCUUUUGCAGUCCAAUCAAACUCAACUACAACAAGUACCUCCUUCUCUAGACCUCAUUGCAAUUACGAUGUUUUUUUGAGUUUUAGAGGUGAAGACACCCGCAAGAACUUUACUGAUCACCUCUACUCUGCUUUGGUGCAACUCGGAAUUCGCACCUUUCGGGAUAACGAAGAGCUUCCAAGAGGAAAGACUAUCUCUACCGAACUACUCAAUGUGAUUCGUGUAUCAAAAAUUUCCAUGGUGAUUUUCUCCAAAGGCUAUGCUUCUUCUAGGUGGUGCCUCGAUGAGCUUGUGGAGAUUGUGCACUGUAAGAAUACCAAAGGCCACACUCUUUUUCCCAUAUUUUAUCACGUGGACCCCUCAGAUGUUCGAAAUCAGACCGGAACUUUUGCGAAAGCUUUUGCUAGGCAUGAAGAGCUGUCUCAAACUGAUAUGGAGAGGGUGCAGAGGUGGAGGGAAGCUCUUACUGAUGCUGCGAAUUGUUCCGGCUGGGAUCUCAAAUGCAUUGCAAAUGGGUAUGAAUCCAGAUUCAUCAGAGAGUAUAUUAUUGAAGAAAUUUUGUGUAAAGUGAACCCUAAUCGCUUGAAUGUUGCCAAAUACCCAAUAGGAAUGAAGUCUCGUGUUCAGGAUAUAAAAGAUUUAUUAAAUCUUGGGACAAGUGAUGUUCGCAUUGUGGGCAUUUACGGAAUGGGUGGUAUAGGUAAAACAACCCUAGCAAAAGCUGUCUAUAAUGAAAUAUGUGUUGUAUUUGAAGGAAGUAGUUUUCUUUCAAACUUUAAAGAAAGCACAGAAAAGCCUGAUGGCUUACUUCAUUUACAAGAGCAACUUCUUAAUGAUAUCUUGAGAAGGAAUUUGAAGAUUGAUAAUGUUGAUAGAGGAAUUACUAUAAUUGAGGAAAGAAUUCGUGGAAAAAAAAUUCUUGUCAUUGUUGAUGAUGUGGAUGACUUUGAAAAACUACAUUGGUUAGUUGAAAAGGAAUGGCUUGGUCCGGGAAGUAGAAUCAUUGUAACAAGUAGAGAUGAACAUGUGUUAAGUCCAUUGAGAGUAGAUGAAAAAUAUAAGGUCAAAAAAUUGAAUCAAAUGGAGGCUCUUCGGCUAUUCAGUUGGCAUGCCUUCAAGAUGGCUGAUCCAAAGCAAGAUUACUCAGAGCUUUCAAUUCAAGCAUUGGGUUAUGCUGGAGGAAUUCCAUUAGCUCUUGUGGUUUUGGGUUCUUUUCUUAAAGAUAGAAGCGUUGCCGAAUGGAAAAGUGAAAUGGAAAGAUUACGAAGUACUCCUAAUGACAAUAUUCAAAAAAUACUUAGAAUAAGUUUUGAUUCACUCAAGAGUCCUAUAAAUGACAUAUUCCUUGAUAUUGCAUGUUUCUUUGUCGGUAUGGACAAAGAAUAUGCUAUCAAAAUACUUGAUGGUUGUAAUUUCUCUCCAGGGAUUGGUAUCCCUAUUCUCAUUCAAAGGUCACUUGUGACAGUUGAUUUCCAAAAUAAGUUGAUGAUGCAUAGUCUAAUUCGAGAUAUGGGAAUGGAAAUUGUUCGUCAAGAAUCCCCCAAAUAUCCAGAAGAACGCAGCAGGUUGUGGUUACACAAGGAUGUCUUAAAUGUAUUGCACAACCAUACGGGAUCGAAAAGAGUCGAAGGUCUCAUUUUCAAUCUCCUUGUACUUGAUGAUGAACAUUUGAAAACUGAAGCAUUUACAAAUAUGAAGAAUUUGAGAUUGCUCCAAAUCAACUCAGUAUAUCUAAAAGGAUCUUAUGAGCAUCUCUCUAAAGAGCUAAAAUGGCUUUGUUGGCAUAACUGCCCUUUGGAAUUUCUACCACAGAACUUUCAUCUAGAGAAUCUGAUUAUUCUUGACAUGCAACAUAGUAAUGUCAAACAAGUUUGGAAGAAGAAGAAAAUAUUCAACGAGUUGAAGGUCCUUAAUCUCAGCAAUUCCAAAUAUCUCACCAAAUCACCAGACUUCUCAGAAGUCCCUAAACUAGAGAUCCUACUACUUGAAGGUUGCACAAGCUUGGUUCAGGUUCAUGAGUCUAUUGGAUAUCUCAAAAGACUUGUUUUGUUGAAUUUACAAAAAUGCAAGAAGCUUAGGAAUCUUCCAAGCAGCAUUUACAAGUUAGAAUCUCUUGAAACUCUUGUCUUGUCUGAGUGCUUUAAUCUUAAAAAGUUCCCGGAGAACUUGGGGUAUAUGAUGGCUUUAACGGUGUUGCAUGUGGAAAACACUGCUAUUAAGCAACUACCAUCCUCCUUUAGCAAUUUGACGAAUCUCGAAACAUUAUCAUUACGUGGAAGUGAAUGUCUCAUCGAAUCACCGGAGUUUGUACAAACCUCUCGCCUAAAGGAACUGAUACUUGAAGGUUGUACAAGCUUGGUUGAGGUUCAUAAGUCUAUUGGACUUCUAAAAAUACUAAAGGAACUAAAUUUACGGGGAUGCAAGAAGCUUAGAAAUCUUCCAAGUAGCAUUUCUAAUUUAGAGCUUCUUGAAACUCUUGUGUUGUCUGACUGCUUAGAACUUGACAAGUUACCAGAAAAAUUGGGGAAUAUGAAGGCUUUAAAAAUUUUGCUGGCAGGCAAAACUACUAUAGAGCAACGACCAUCAUCAUCAUUGGGUCUUAUGAGAAAUCCCGCAAUUAUGUCCUCAUCAUGGAUAUCACCCAAAAACUCCAACCACAUAAGUUUGUUACCUUCCAUUUUUGAAUUAAGUUCGUUGACAAACCUGAGAGAACUAGAUCUCAGUGGGCGUAAUUUGUCUGAAGAUGAGUUUCCCAUUGAAUUUGGAUAUUAUGGGAAUUGA